AAAGAUGAAUGAUUUUUAUUUAAGAGAACUAGUCCCGGGUUUAAUGCAGAGAUUGCAUGGCUAAAAUUUAUAACAUAAAGGGUUUCGUUUUGCGCCUUCAGGAAAUCAUUUUCUGCAUGUACAAAAGCUGCAAGCACAUUUCAUUAACUGAAGAUCUUACCAGCUGGUGCACUAGUAGUUUUCAGAAUGCACAAGAUUUCAAAUAAAAGAAAAGUAGAUUUAAUUCUACAUGGGAUGCCUUGUGCCCAUCUUCAGAAACAGACUGAAUCACUUUUCAGAGAGCCAGUGUGGUGUAGUGGUUAAGAGUGGUAGUCUCGUAAUCUGGGGAAUCGGGUUCACGUCUCUGCUCCUCCACAUGCAGCUGCUGGGUGACCUUGGGCCAGUCACAUUUCUUUGAAGUCUCUCAGCCCCACUCACCUCACAGAGUGUUUGUUGUGGGGGAGGAAGGGAAAGGAGAAUGUUAGCCGCUUUGAGACUCCUUAAAGGGCGUGAAAGGCGGGAUAUCAAAUCCAAACUCUUCUUCUUCUACUACUAUUAUUCAGCAUUCAUAUUGCCAGUCCAUACUGGAUAGGGAUGGGAAUUGUACUGUACCAACAACAAACUUUUAUGGUUUUUGUUGCAGGAAGAUACAUCAGCUCUUCCAUUGUGGGAAGAUGUCUGGGUUCUCGCAAGUAAGAUAGAUAGGAUGGCAGGGCAUAAAAAUCUUAGGUAACAAGGAUCUAUUUUACACUAUCAAAUUAUUAAGCAUUAAUAUUAACAUUUUUAGAUUCAGUACCAGAGCAAGAUGCCUAACAUUUCACCUGCCAAAUCAAUAAUUUUGGGGAUAUGCUGCAGUGUUACAUUUAUGAGAUGUAAGGAACUGGUAUUCAAAAUGAAUACAGAUUCUGAGAUGCCACCAUAAUUGCAAGCUGUUGUGGGAAACUUUCAUAUUCAGUGCUAAUGCAUCUAGCUACAAGCCUUGCAAGAACCCUACAAUGCAGGGAAGGGGAACAUAGUGGCCUUCCAGCUGUUAUUGGACUACAACAACCAGCCAGCAUAAUUAAUCAAUGGUCAGGGAUAAUGGAAAUUACAGUCCAGCAUCUCAACAACUACAGUUGCCCCUGCUGUAAGGUCAAUUAUUAUUGUUAUCCCACAUUGUAGGUGUGUAGCUUGGGUACUUCAUUAGAGACCCAUGCUCUUUGAGGCUAGGAGUGCCUUUUACCAGCUUUGUCUGGUUUACCAGCUACAGAUGUUCUUUUCCAGUGUAGUCCAUGCACUGGAAACCUUGAGGCUGGAUUACUGCAAGGUGCUCAGUGUGGGGCUGCAGAAGGCACCUGACAUGUGACACCAUUAUUUAAAACAUCCUUUAGCACCAUCAGCUGUGUCUUGUGGAACCCUUUGCCAACAGGGAUUCAGCAGGGGCCCUCUAUUUCAACUUUGCUGAAAACUUUUCUAUUCUGUCAGGCUUAUGCAGGCAAUUAACAACACAUCUUUCCAUAAUAAUCAGAUCUGAUUUUAAAUUUUUCAUAUGGUUUUCUUUAUAACUGUUUUAAAUCACCCUGAUGGGGUUUUUUUAUGAAUAGUGGUAUAUAAAAAUAUUUUAAUAACAUGAAUAAAUAAGGGGGGAGGUUUAAGUUUGAGAUUGACUUGAAAAGGCCACCUAGUUAAUUCAGGGUAGAGGGAAGAUUUAAACUAGGAACAUCCUUGUGUGUAGCUCAGUCUCUUAGUCACCAAUUCCUAUCACUGAAUGGUUGCAGUUGGUGAAUGUACUAUGACAAGCUGAGGACUUAACAGGAAUUGCAGGGAAGGGCAUGAUUCAAGUUGCCCAUUGUGCAAUAGUAUGAGAUUUUGCUACGUUCUAGGGUCUAGAUAGGACCAAACACCAAACCUGAGAAUCUCAGCAUUGCAAUCCAAUUACUGUAAAGCACUGACUGCAGAGAUUUGGGGUAAACUGAGCAGGAAGCUUUGGUGUGCAUCCCCAAACUUACCGUAAGUUCACCAAGCCUUCCAGGAUAAUUCAAGAAGCUACUAGGGAACCCUUGGAGGAGUUAUAAAUUAAACAACUAGGAAGUGCUUUUCUUCCAAUGCCAAUUAAAUUUCUCUCACCCAGAAUUCUUUUUUACUUCAAUGUGGCCAAUGCCUAUUUUGAACUAAGAGAAGGGGUGAAAGCCUUAUGGUAUACAUUUGCUAACCUAAUACCCUUUUCCAGGGCACGAUAAAUGGUCACUCACUUGAUCAGGCUGAUUAUGUUCCAGCCCAUGCUGUUUUUCCCUCUCCCUCCACUCCCCAUCUCCCUGAACCCUCAACACUCCAGAAAACUCAGUCCUCAGGAGGUUGUUUUGUUUUAAAUUAAAAACAAAUAUUUUUCUGGAUACCUGGGGCAUCUCCAGACUGGUGGGGUUCCCCCGCCCAGGUGUAUUCUGCAACAUGUUACUGAUGCAAUAAUAAGCCAUUAGCAGAUUUAUAGUUGACCAUCCACACAUCUUUCUGCUUUACUAAGUUAUGUGAUGCUUCCCAAAUGACGACACACCAUUGCUACCCAGAAGGUCACUCUUCCUCUAUGGCACAACAAAGUCUGGGAAAACAAAACCGGCAGCAUUUGUGGUAUGAAAAGUUACAGGACUUCAGCAAAAAGCUGCUCCAGAAUGAAGCAGUAGGUCUGCGCCAAAAUCUUUGCAGGUGCAAACAGUAUUGAGAGCGGGAUCAAGGAUAACCACUCUGUUCUACCAUCUUGGUUGGUGACAGAUAGAGAAACAAUGAAUGCACAAGAAAAAGGAGCACAAGAAAAAGGCUUCUGGAUUGGGACUAGUAAACCUGUCCCAAAAAACGGGCAAAAACAGAGGAGGCAGCAAUGGCUCCUUAUCGAAAGUAGCCCUAUGUGUUUACUUUUCUCUCUUGGUGGCUCAGUCGAGAUAAUUAUUUAUUGUUCAUUCCUGUAUUCCUCUCUUCCCUCCACAGGGCCCCAGGAUGGCUAACCACUACAAAAUACAAACACAAUAAAAACAAUAGUUAUGCUAUCAGUAAAAUAUAUUAUGAAUAAUUAAAACGUUACACAAUGAAAAAUCAAACAGUUAGGCUCCUGUCCAAUUUGUCCUAUCCUGGUAAAACAAAUUACAUUUUUAAUUACGUCCAUGUGGGAGAACCACCAAUUUCGACCACAGAGUAUGUUCCACAGAUGUAGCCACCAAGAAGGCCCUGCUCCUUAAUGGGACUGUAAACAGACUUCUCCCCACCCCCUGAUUUUCAUAGCCUAGAGGGAGCACACAGGCAGGGCCAGAUUUAAGUUUGAUGAGGCCAUAAGCUACUGAAGUUAAUGUGGCCCUUUAUAUGUCCAGCUGUCCUUUGUCAACAACAAAUUGUCACUGUUUUUUGUGUUGAAUAUAUGCUAUAUAGUAAUUUAUGGACCUAAUAGGUAUCUAAACACAUGCAACCGGUCCAUGCAGAAUGUAGGCACCCUAUAUAUAGAAAUGAGCAAACCAGUGAUAUUUUAGGGAGCAGGCUAGCAGGCAGGGCCCAUUACUUACAUCACAGGAGCCUACACAACACAAUACACUGUUGCUGUAUGUAGGUUUUGUUUUAUUUGCUUUUUAUCUUAUAUUUUGGAAAUGUACAUCUUUUUUCCCCUUUAAUUUUUUGGGGGCCCCCCAAGAGAGUGGGGCCCUAAGCUAUAGCUUGUUUAGCUUAUACGUAAAUCCGGCACUGCACACAGGCAUCCAGGUGGGCAAAGACAGCUGCUCAUGCAAACUACAGCUGCUGCCGCCUCUCACUCACCUGUGCACUUCCCCUUUGGGUGGCAUAAUGGUGGGAGCUGAGCGUAGGGAGCCCAAUUGUCCCCUCCACCUUGAGAAGCAGACAGUGAGGAAGUAGGAUAGCGCAGGAAAGUACUGUACAGAGAAGACAGGCAAGCAGUAGUAGUUGCCCCUUGUCACCAUCACUGAGAAUUGCCAGGACCAAGGUUCAAAUCCCUAGUCAAUCAUGAAGCUCACUGGUUGACCUUGGGGGCCAGUCACUGCCUCUCAGCUUAACCUACCUCGCAGGGUUGUUGUGGAGAUUAAAUAAGGAGGGGGGAGAGCCAUGCACAGAACCUUGAUCCCCUCCCCGAUUGCUAUGCCAUCCAGAAAGCGAGCGCCGGAGGAGCCUGCUCCCUGUAGCAGCAGCAACAAUUAUUAUUAUUAAAUAUUUAUACCCUGCCCAUCUGGCACAGUUUCCCCAGCCACUCUGGGCGGCUUCCAACACAAUAUUAAAAUACAAUAACCUAUGAAACAUUAAAAGCUUCCCUAAACAGGGCUGCCUUCAGAUGUCUUCUAAAAGUCUGGUAGUUGUUCUUCUCUUUGACAUCUGGUGGGAGGGCGUUCCACAGGGCGGGUGCCACUACCGAGAAGGCCCUCUGCCUGGUUCCCUGUAACCUCACUUUUUGCAGAGAGGGAACUGCCAGAAGGCCCUCGGAGCUGGACCUCAGUGUCCGGGUAGAACGAUGGGGGUGGAGACGCUCCUUCAGGUAUACUGGACCGAGGCCGUUUAGGGCUUUAAAGGUCAGCACCAACACUUUGAAUUGUGCUCGGAGCCCCUUGGCUUGCUCGCCUCUCCUUUCCAGUCAGCACCAGGGGGAACUGGGCUCAUGGAGAAGAGCAAGAUCCCUAUAGUAACCUCACCAUAACGUGAAGCCAAGCCCCGCCCCUCGAAAGCAGCUCUGUUGGGUGACCGAGAGAAAACUGAGUCUGAGGUGCUUCCAGCCUCCGCCCCGCCGACCGAGAGAGGCCGGCGCAGAGCGAGGGCGGAAGGCACGGAAGCGGGGAGGAAGGGCGGGGCUCGCCGUCUGCCGGCUCGGCCUUCCAGUGCGGGCAGCGGCGAGGCGAGCGAGGUGGGUGGACGGCGGCUGCGUCCUAUUACUAUUACUACUGCUGCGAGAGGCGGUCGAGAUGUUCAGCUGGCUGAAACAAGGCGGGCGCCACCGGCCCGGGGAAGGCGAGGACGUGGUGGAGACGGUGACGGGCGGCCUGAAGGAGCUUUACGCGAAGAAGCUGCUGCCGCUGGAGGAGCACUACCACUUCCACGAGUUCCACUCGCCCGCGCUGGAGCCCGCCGACUUCGAGAACAAGCCCAUGGUGCUCCUCGUGGGCCAGUACAGCACCGGCAAGACCACUUUCAUCCGGUAGGUCCGGCGCGCGCGCUCGCCGCCUGGGGGAGACGCCUCCCGGCCUCGCCAGGCGGCGAAGGGCGCGUCACCUCAGGCACGCACGUCUCCCUUCUGGCCCAAACUGGCCCAUCUCUCCCUUUGUGAAGCCCCAGGCGCCGCCUCCUGCUGCUGCUGCUGCUGCUGCUGCUGCUGCUCCUCCUCCUCCUUCUUGUUAUUAGUCUAAAGGUGAUAUAUAUAUAUGUACAUGGAGGUCUUCUUAUAAGGUCCGCCACAUGCCUUGGCUGGGCUCCUGUGCCUGCAACCACAAGGGGGAAAUCUUUCAGCUGCUCAGUGUCUCCUUGACCUGCCUUUGGAAGUGCAGGAGGGGUGAGGCAACCCUCUUGUCAUUUCUGAGCAAGUAACUCAAAUAUGACUAACUUCCAGGUCAUUGCCCCACAGUCGUUUGAAAAAGUGACACCUGCCAAAGUUUGUUAUAUUGUCCUUUAUAUUUAUAGCCUCUCUUUCCUCCAAAGAGCUUAAGGUGGCCUUCGCCAUCUGUCCUCACAACAACCCUGUAAAGUAGGUUAUGGCGAAAGGAGGUGACUCGCCCAAGGAAACUCGAGAGGAUUUCGUGGUCAAGUGGGAAUUUAAACCUGGGCCUAGUUGAACCAUUGCACCUUGCCUAUUAGUUCCAAAAAUGAUUAGCAAGUUUGGGUUGUAGGGAUUUUUUGUUCUUUUGCUGUGGGUCCACUUGAUUACUGUUAUCCAUCCCUGUCAUAAAAGUGGGGAGAAAUAAAGUCAGCACCCUGUGAAUGGUGCUUGUAUGUAUAUUGCCACAUUUUGGAAAUGUUUAGAUACAUUUUUGUUUUAUAGCGGUAUUUUUAAUCUCUUCAGUGGUUGCUCAGCUCCUUUGGAAGGAAGGGCAGGAUGAAAACUCAGUAAACAAUGAUAACAUCCUUGGAUCAGUCAUGAUUUGGAAGGCAUGGGGUUAUAAAUGUAUGUAUGCUGUUGAGGGACGCAGGUGGCGCUGUGGGUUAAACCACAGAGCCUAGGAUUUGCCGAUCAGAAGGUCGGCGGUUCGAAUCCCCGCGAUGGGGUGAGCUCCCGCUGCUCGGUCCCUGCUCCUGCCAACCUAGCAGUUUGAAAGCACAUCAAAGUGCAAGUAGAUAAAUAGGUACCGCUCCGGUGGGAAGGUAAACAGCGUUUCCAUGUGCUGCUCUGGUUUGCCAGAAGAGGCUUAGUCAUGCUGGCCACAUGACCCGGAAACUGUACGCUGGCUCCCUCGGCCAAUAAAGCGAGAUGAGCGCCGCAACCCCAGAGUCGGUCACGACUGGACCUAAUGUUCAGGGGUCCCUUUACCUUUACCUUUUAUGUAUGCUGUUAACUAUGAUAGCAAAUACGUGAACUUGCCAUAAGAUGUGGAGGUUUGGUGAAUUUCAAAAGAAGGGUCUGUAGUAGCGAAUGGUGAUGGGUUCUCUUGUUUCUCCCAGCCAGCCUAACUAACACAUGGGUGAACUUGAGAGGCAUUCCGCUCCCGUCAUCACUGCCUUGUUGUGAAUGUGUUGACGAUUGUAUCUGUGUGGAUAUGCCUCCCUUUUUUGGGCGGUGUGUUGAACGAGGAUAAGCUUCAGUGUUCUGUCUGUUCUAUUGUUAGGGUCUUGCUGCGUAACUACCAUAUUCUGUCUGUCUGAGUGAACAGCACAGGCCAGCCCACUAAUAUUUUUAAUGCUUUGUAAUCCAAGUAUAAUUCGUCUUUCCAAAUAACCUGUAAAAUAAUGUUCCCAUUCUGCAGACUAAGAGUUCAGGUUGAGAGUAUAUGGGCUGUACUAGCUCUUAUUGUCAUAGUUCAACGACAUAUUCUAGCCAGGUAAAUACACUCAAGAAAGGUGUGAAAUAGGGUCAGUGAGGGAGAAUCUCAGAGGCUAGAGAAAGAGACCUGGAAGGUCACAUUUGGUUCCCAUGCUUGAGGCUUCUCAUCCCUUGGUUGGUAUGUCGGAGUGUAGCCCUUUCAGCAUUUUACCUUUCUGACAUCUCAUUGUCCAGUUAUCCUGAGCUUUAAUAUUUACCUUCACAAAGUCAGUGCUACACCCCAUAGGUAAAUAUCCCAGGAAGUUUUUCUUAAUAGGCCUUAACUUGCAAAAAAAAAAUUCCACUUGCAAAUGUCUUCUAGAGGAGAAGAUGUGUUAGUAUUUUGUCUUGUGACAAUAGCACAUCCAUUACUAACAAAUGAUGUGGACUUUAGUCAUGCCAUUAUAAAUUAGUUAGGCUUUAAGGUACCACAAAACUUUCCAAUUUUGCUUUCAACACCUAAGGGCAAUUAGAUGUAAAGAUGUUGAAGGAAAGGGAGGUGGUUAAGGAAAAUAGUGACCUUGAGGUUGUAGGUGCUGUUGUGAUGGAUACAAUAAGGAAUGCCUACUGCUGUGCAGGAGUGUACAAUAUUGAUGACUGAAAUUAUGUAACACAGGAUUUUUUAUAAGUGUCCUUUAAACCACAUCUUUGAAUUUCUUUACAUUCCAAAGCUGUACAGUACACUUGCAGUAACAGCUUUCCUGACUUCAGACCACAUCUUUGAUUCUGCCAUUGUGUUUUUCUACUAUAGCUGUGUUUUCUUCUUUAGUGUUUGCCUAGACAGCUUCGAAACGAAUAUCUAAUUUUAAUUCAAAACCCUAAUAACUAGGUUAUUUUACAGACAGAACUUAAAAUUCAUGUAGAACAAAUAAUUGUAUUUCUGGGAAAUUCCCUUCCUUCCUUUUUACUUUUCCUUGUACAGGAAAAACACAACUGAACGAUUUGUAUAUGUUACACAUUACAUUGUAUAUGCAUUAUACUAUACAUUACUUAGUUGCAUUCUUCUUUCGUUUAUCAACACACUGCUCAGACUUGUAACUUGUCUGAAAUGUUCACUUUAAAUUAUUGCAAAGGUAACUGUAGGCAUUAAUGGAAUAAGAUUUCGACCAAUUACUUUUAAUAACAAUUUUCUUAUGAGACAUUUUUUAAUUACAUAGAAUUCCAGUUUGCCUUACUAGUUUGCAAACAAGUAGACAUUUCUUUCAUAAAGUGUUUUCUUUUUGACAGAUAUUCACAUCAAACAAAAGUGCAAUGUAAUUUGUCUUUAUUGUAAAGCUAUACAAGUAACAGUUGUUCAGCUAUCUAGUGCCACAGGAUAUAUGUGAAUAUCUGGAAAAUCUAGACACUCCACUCUAUUCUCUUCUAAAAAUGCUUUUUGGGUAUUUUGACCAUUCUUAUUUGUUAACUUUUUCAUGGUCAGCUCAGGGGAAUGAUACACAGAGCAUGUAGCAUCUGUUGUUUCUGAAAAUGACUUAAUGGUUUGUAUGUAGGUGGGGCAUUGAACAACCAGUCAGCCUUCAAAACAAAACAAAAAAGCAUUGUUCAGAAGCAGCAAACUCUUUAAUGGCCAAUUAGAAGCCUGGAGAAACAAAAUUGUUCUAACCUGGCACCUGAAGGUCAUUGGGUUAUGCACCAGGUAACUGAGAUUAAGAAUCUGAUAUGCCAGCACCAGAAAUACCAUAUCCCUUGUAGUUGUUCACCUCUUCUCUCCUCACUCCCUGAUUGUACAGAGAAAGGUUAGUUUGUGAACCAGACAGUACAUGUGUGGGUUGAUUGUGGCUAUGCUUCUACCAGAAGGCAUAAUCACAUAAAUAUUUUCUGGUUUGUUGCAUGCACUUUCCAGUUUAUGGUAUUUUUCCUCUGUGAUUUCAUGUAUGUAAAAUGUGGAGAAAUGAGUAUGAAACAGUUUUCUCUCUUUGACCUUUUUAGUCUGAUUGUGAGGCAGAACAGAGAGUGCCCACAUUUCGCUGUACUGCUGAGAUUUCAUGCGCUCCUUAACCUCCUCACUUUCUAUUCCUCCUUACUGGUUUCAAAUGCCAUGCGUUUUAUUUCAAACAGGAUUUCUACUCUUCAGCAAAUCUAGUACCACAGGAUUUGCUUUUUCUUUUUUUUCUUUUUUGCUUGUAAGUAAAAAAUAGUUUUUAGCCUGGUAAUUCAGGGUGGAGUGAUCAUAACAGAGGAAAGAGAUCAGCUCUGUUGCUCUGCACUGCCCAUCAGAACAAUUUAUGGAUUCAACUCACCUCAUCCUAGAAGCCCAGUGGUGCAAGUGAAGCAUUUCCAUAUUGCUGAAGCAAGUAUGCUUCAGACUGGUUGUUUUCAAAUAGUUUCCCUUCAGGAUAACCUUUCCAUAGUGGGCUGCGAACCUCUGCCUGCCUGCCUGUCUGUAAUGGAACCUCUGUGUAUUAGAAAUGUUUUCAUUGUGCAGCUUUUAAUUAUGAAUAGGAAGAUGACUGGUUAGCAACCUCUCUAGAGUGUAAUGGAUAUGAGCAAUAUUUCUUACAGCUUAGAAGUGUUAGCCCAAACAAUAAUUUAACAAGUAGAAUAAACCAAAGUACAAAUGAAGUUAGCCUCAAGCCAUUUUAUUACAUUAAGUUGUUUCUAACUAGCCAUAAGAAGUUCAUAUCAGUCUAUUGGCUCUCUUGCCCAUGUUGACCACAUUCAAACAAGCUUAUGACACAAAAUAUGAUAGCUUGAAUCAGCUCUUCCUCUGCUUCCUGAUGCCUUUUCAGCUGUCUUUCUUUUUUAUUCCUAAGGUUCUGUCUUCAGUUUCUCUUUCCCCUCCUAAUUGUCACCAAGUUACCCCCCAUCCCCACAUCUUUCCCCCACCCCCUUCCCUCCCUUCCUCUUUUACAGCAGUCUAUUUGCUUCCUUUCACUUGCCCUUUCAUGACUUCCUAGGAGUAGGCAUUCCAUGGUUGACUUAUGUGGAGCACUGGUUGGGCUUAACUGGGCCUCAUCAUUGUCCUGUGUGAACUAACAUUCCACCUGGGACACACCAUACCCUCUGCUGCCACAGAGCAAGUGCAGGAAGGCUUGUCUGGCAGUACAGAUUCUUCCCACUGUGGAUUCCCUGAUGAACUUACCCCAACAUUCCCCGGAGUGGAGUUUGAAAAGUACUUCUGUGAUUACCACAGCAGGGACUCAAGGAUAACUCUUAGCACUGCUCUAGUUUGAAGCUCAAAUUGAACUGGGCUUCAGGAAAAAUUGACUCCAUUGAGCUGAAAGAGGAUGGGGGUGGGAAUGAAAUGUGAGCAGAAGACAAAGAAUCAAUCUUCAGAUAUCCUCAGGAUGUCUGUUGUGUGAACUACUCUACAUUUUGCAGACUAUCUUAAAAUAGCCUUCCUGUAUAUCACUCUAUGCCUUUGAACUUUUGCUCCCCUGAUACCUACUGGCCACAUAAAUCCUUGCUUUUCCUGUGUUAAUAAUAUAACGGAGUGGAGUGGGGAAAAUUCACUUUUGUCCGCUUUUAUUGUACUCUGCCUCUAUUUUUUAUGAGCAAUUUGCAAGUUGAGAAGGAAGAUGGUAAUGUGUGUGUGUGUGUGUGUGUGUGUGUGUCUACUUCUUAAGGCACUAGGUUCGCAAACCUCUGACAUGGAGCAAUUUAGUUCAAGUUAGUCCUGUUCAUAUUUACUUGGAAGUAAGUCCUGCUGAGUUAAAUGCUAUUGAAUGUGUUUAGGAUUGCAGCCUGAAAUGCUGUAUCAGAGCACAGGUCUAUCUUGUCUAGCAUUCUCUCUCCAACAUUGGUUAGCCAUAUACCUUGGGAAGUACACAGGUGGCAGUCCAUGAUGUUUUUGUUCAGUAUCCCUUGGUUUAUCCUAAAACUUUUAAUAAAAAGCAAUGGGGGGGGGCUAAUGUUUAUCAUGCCAUAUGGUGGUUAAUUAAUCCCAUAAAGUACUUACAUGAGGUGUAAUGAAGGAAAUGUUUCAUAUUCUGUAUCCAUUCCAAAUAUAUCAUUCCUAACCAUGUACAUAUUUAUCUAUAUUUAUAUAUUUUUCUAAAUGAAAAAAGACCUGUCUUGCUCGGUCUUCUUCCACAGGGAAGAUUAUUUAUUUAUUAUUAUUAUUAUGUAUUUACUAUAUCCCACCUUUCUUCCAAGGACCUCAAAAUGGCAUAAAUAGUUCUCCCUCCCACCCCAUGUUAUUCUCACAGCAAACCUGUGAGGUAGGCUAAGAGACAGCGACUGACCCAAGGUCACCCAGUGACGUUCAUGGCUGAAUGAGGAUUUGAACCCUGGUCUCCCAGGCCCUACCUAGCCUGACAUAUUGUAGAAUAGAACACUGAGCACUACACAACACAGGCUCCAACCCCUAAAUCAUUUUAGUUGCCUUUUUCUGUACCAUGUCUCUUAGAAAUUUGUUGAUCAGAACUCUUCACAGUGUUUUAAAUAUGGCUGCACUACGAUGCGCCAUGAUACAUGAAAUUAAAUAUUCAUUCCCUUUCCCAAUAUUUGAAUUUGGCUUGUUGCUAUAGCACCCAGAGCUGAUGUCUUAGUGAAUUGCCUAUUAGCACAGAUAGCAUGUGAAACUGGUUGCAGUAUGGUUGCCUAAAUGUAGCAGGGAGGGUGGACUGCCAUUUAAAAACAAGAACAAAGUUAAUAGAGCACAAUUACAAGGAGCUGAAGCUUUUCUUUUAUUGACAGUGUGCAACAGAAAUACAGAAUUUCUGUCCUGCAACAAUAAAGAAUUCCUCGUAUCUUCUAUCCUGCCUUUAUUUCCCCCCUGUGUAAAGCAGGAAAUGGAUAGCCCAAUAAAAUGUUGCUAGGUAAUUGUUUAUGGAUGUGGGUAGUGGAAAAAUAAUUGUCACAUGGUUUAUUUGAGAGCAGAUUGGAAAUAAUGCUACUUGGCAUGCCAGCUAUAAUUGAAUUCAUCUAGCUUUUAUUGUGGCUGUCAAAGUCUGUUAAUUUUUCAUUUAUGUUACUAAAAUAAGUGAAUUAUAUCAUUCAGGGAAACACUGAACAAACAUAGUGAUUUUUACAUGUUUUCUCUUUAGGACUGGCAACCUAGGCAACUGACUAGUCCAAUAUUGCUAUUUGUCUGCCUAUUAGUUGGCCAUGAUCAAAUGCUCCAUAAGGCAAAAAUGUUGCUAUGUGGGUGACAGCCGAACUUGUUUCUGUAAUCAGUCUAACUUUCAAAUCUGAUUGAUUAAAGGGUUGUUGGCUCUUUUGUUCUUAUACAUAACCAUUCUUUUACAAAAAUUUGAUCAACCAGCUAACUAACCAAAUCUCUUUCAUCUAGCCGUAGGGCCUAACCUUUUUUUUACUUCUGUACACUCCCAUAGAUUUUAUUUGCAGAUAAUGGUGAACUUACAAGCCUGCAGCAGACAGAAGUGGAAAUAUAGUGGGUGACUCAGUGAUGGUGACAGUUGUAGAAAUCCCCAUUCAGGGAGAGUUGGCUACUGAUCUCCCUACUUACUGUUAGAAGGGUUGCCCUUCAUGUUUUGUGUCUCAGUUUGUUGAUUGUUUCAAUUUUAGUAUUCUUAUUUCCCAUUCCACAGGUAUCUGUUGGAGCAGGAUUUUCCAGGAAUGAGGAUUGGUCCAGAACCAACUACAGAUUCCUUCAUUGCUGUCAUGUAUGGAGACACCGAAGGGAGUGUUCCAGGGAAUGCUCUUGUAGUAGACCCUAAAAAGCCGUUUCGCAAACUCAGCCGUUUUGGAAAUGCAUUCUUGAAUAGGUAAGUAAUGGUGGGUGGGAGAACAAUUCUUGAUGCUGUGUGCAGACUUGUUUUGUUCUUGGGGUUGAAUUGCACUCAAUGAAUACUCCCAAGAUGGAAUGCUAGAGUACUGUAAGUAUUCAUUGUAUGAGUUGCUUGUUGGCUGCAGCUAUGAAGCUUUCUCCUCCCUCAAAGUAUUGAAUUCAAUGUUUUUAAAAACAAGAAAAUCCAGAAAUUAUAAAUUAUUGGGCAUGAUCUUAAAUAUGUGCCCAGCCCUCUUCCAUUGAUCAGAUUGUCCCUGCUGUUUGCUAUCUUGGGAGUAGAAUAUGUCUACAUUCCUUAGUUUUGAUUAAAAUAAUGGCAGGUGUGUGUCAGUGGUGGAGAGGCGGCUGCAUAUUGCAUAUUUAUUUAUUCCUUCACCAUUUUUCUUUUCAUUUGUCUCCUACUCCCAUGAGAAAUGUAGAAAAAUAAGUGAUCAAAACAGUUGUGUGUUUUUAAAAAGGAAAACUUCUUUCUGUUAGACUAAAUUACAUUAUUAGAAUUGCUGUGAUGCACAUCUAAUAUUAAUGCUUUUAAAGCAAAAGCUCACAAAAUGAAUGUCCUUGUAGAGCAGGGUUGGAGAAUUAGAUCCAUAUGACAGCCUGAAUCCCUAAUGCCUUCCUGCCCACCUAUGGGCCAGCUUUCGACAGGUGAGUGGGACCAGCAUAUGAUGUCAGGGGUGGGGCAGGCAGACAUAGCUAUGGCAAAAGGCUUCACAAGGCCAGAUUGGGACCCAUCUCAGACCUGAUUAGGCCUGCUGGCUGUGGGUUCUCCAGCACUGCCUUAGAGCACUGAGUAAAGACCAACACAAAGUUUGGGUGCAUGCUGAAAGUAAUGUGUGGGUUUUUCAGAAAACAAUGAGACUUCUAAGUGUAAAUAAGAAUUGCAGUUUUAUCUAGCCCCAUGUAGUACUUUCAAGGACAAUAUUUAAGGGGGACCAAAUGCAAACUAUAUUAGUGCUUAGGUUUCUUUAAUGGGCACUCCUCGGAUGUAACUGGGGCAAGACUGCUCCACAUUGUAUCUGUACCGUAUUAGUAGUUGUCAUUCUGUUGUUACUCUGCUGUAUUCUCAGUACCCCUUGUAAGUUCUGAAUGCACCCAUUUAAGUGGUUGAAACACCUUCUGACUAGUGAUUUCUGGAAGAGUUUGGAAGACCUUCAAGGAUGAUGACUCAAAACUUUCCCAAUAGUAAAUGAAAACCUUUGAAAAAUGAAUAAAUGAGCCAAGAAGAAUAUUAUUUGGGGGUGGGAGCCAUAAACUACUUCUCUCUUGGCUGUGGGUGAGCCUCACACUAUGGUAAGGGCCGUGAAAAUAUUAGACCAACUCCCAUAGCAAUGACUCAGGCUUUGCAUGGUUUAUAGGUAUUUGCUUUCUAGCUUGCCAAAUACCAGAGCUGCUCCAGAUAAGACACCCUGGAAGUUUGAAUGUCUAAAUACAUAAAUUUAAGCUCUGUAUCUCACUUUGUCCAUGGAGUUUUCUUGGCAGGGAUACUGGAGUGGCUUGCCAGUUUCUGCUCCAGGUGGAUCACGUUUGGUCAAAGCUCUCCACUAUGACCUGUCCAUCUUGGGUGCCCUGCACGGCAUAGUUCAUAGCUUCUCUGAGUUAUUCAAGCCCCUUCGCCACGGCAAGGCAGUGACCAAACUGCGGGAGGCAGUGGAAGACAGGAGUGCCUGGCGUGCUCUGGUCCAUGGGGUCACGAAGAGUCGGACACGACUAAAUGACUAAACAACAACAAUCUCACUUUACUGCCAUUAAUCUGCUAAACGUUGGCUGCUCUCUGUGGGCAUUGGUGUUUUGACUGAUAAGCUACAUUGGUGUUUUGACUAAUAAGCUACUGCACGGCAUAGUUCAUAGCUUCUCUGUGGGCACUGGUGUUUUGACUGAUAAGCUACAUUGGUGUUUUGACUGAUAAGCUACUGCACGGCAUAGUUCAUAGCUUCUCUGAGUUAUUCAAGCCCCUUCGCCACGGCAAGGCAGUGACCAAACUGCGGGAGGCAGUGGAAGACAGGAGUGCCUGGCGUGCUCUGGUCCAUGGGGUCACGAAGAGUCGGACACGACUAAAUGACUAAACAACAACAAUCUCACUUUACUGCCAUUAAUCUGCUAAACGUUGGCUGCUCUCUGUGGGCAUUGGUGUUUUGACUGAUAAGCUACAUUUUUAGUACCAUGUUACUCUGUUUUGCCUGUAGUUAUCAGCAGGUACAGCAUGCCAAUGAGUUCAUAAUGUUCUUCAGGUUUCCACCACCACCCAUUGAUCAAGGAGAGCCCUAAAGGGUUCAUUGGUCACCAUUGUGUGUGUUUGUUUCUGGCAGCAUAAGUAAGAGACUGAGAGAGCUUUAUGAUGAAGUAUUACUGUGAGGCAGAUGUUUUCCAUACCUCUCUCACUCUUGACGUGGAAACAGAGUUAGAGCUACAAGCUCCAAUUCUGCUACCCUGGCAGGAGCAAAACAAUGCUGCUAAGUUUUGUUAGCUUCGCUGCACCCCCUCCCCAGGCCCACGCCAUUGCACCCCCACCCCCAAUAUGUGGAACCAGUUUCUAAACUCUGGUUCUGCUUUUGUGGCAUGAGCAAUGGGAAAGGGAAGACAAGGGUGGGGUGCAUCCUGUUCUUCAAGUGUACUCACACCCCUCUUCGGCUUUGGUUGUUUUCAGUCAUUCUCUGUGGGGUUUCUUCCGCUCUCCCAACGCACAUAGAAACAAACUUGCCUAGCUCUUUCUAAUCAGAUAGAUGCUGUUAAACAUAUUGUUACACAGGGCUGCUUCUCACUUGUAAAAGGUUUGUAGAAUGCUAAUUUUACUAAGUCUAUAUUAAAACUUCAGACACCUUGCAUUUAUACUGCUGUAUAAUGUCUUUCCCACUUUUUACUUUUUUGCUGCCCUUAUCCCCUUUCCUAUAAAUAGCUUAGCUGUAUUGCACAGUGCUAUCUCCUUAUAUCACUGCAGUUCUUGUUUUUCUUGUAAAACUUGCUCCUACUUCUUCAUUGCUUGGCUUCCGGAAAAUUUUAAACAUUGUGUCAUUGUUUAGCUGGAAUAAAAGAGCUCAGUCUUCUCCUAAUACUGGCUUCUUUAGCUUCUAGUAAUACUCAGCUGAAGUCAAAAGGAUUUUGCAGAAAAUAUGAUAGCGCAGGAGGAAAAUCACAUUCUCUAGAAUACAUUGUAAAACAUUUUUUUCCCCAGUUCAAUCUUAAAUCUGGUUUUAAAGCUCUUUUUUAUACAAUCUGGUUUUUAAAAAUCUGCAGCCCACACCAUACAAAACAUCAGUGAUUGCAUCCAACUUUAGAUGCAGUGCUCUCACUAACAGUGCAUGCUAACAGGAGGGUGAGAGAUUUUUGCCAUGUCUUCCUCCUCCUGCAGCCUGGAGCAUGCUGCAAAAUCUGUUCUUAAGGGUCAGCCAAUCCCCCAGAACAGAUUUGUGGGGUGAGUAUCAUUGAGAGCUGCAAGGAGGAGAAGGAUUUGCAAAAACUGCUGCUGCUUCUCUUCUCUUCUGUUAGCAAAUAUUUCUGUUUGAGCAACAGCACAAGGACAACCAAUAGGAUUGCACCCUAGGAAUUAUUUUUUAAAAAUGGGGGAAGCAGUAUUAAAAGUGGAUGAAACUAAGCAGCAUACGUUACUCCACCUGGUAUGUUUUGCUUGCUGUGUUUUCUUAACUUGUGCACCAGUGUGAAAAGACUCUCUUAACUAGGAUAUGGGUUAGAAUUUGUCAAUAGCCAUGUGUGUUUUAUAGUUUUUGGUCACUUUUUCCCCUUUCAAGAAUGAGGAAGAAAUCUUACUCUUGCUUCUCCUUCACUACUUGCUGUGGUUGGUAUGUGAGAAAUUAGGGUCCAGAUACCCACUCCAUCAUGAACUGAUCUGUUAUUUCUCCCCCCCCCCCCUUUCCCUUAGCCCAUCCCAUAUUUAUUGUAACAUUAAUUCAGCACAUCCAAGUCACAACUGUAACCAAUGGUUAUUCUCUAUGUGGCAUGGCUCUUCCUAAAACUACAUAAGUUUUGUUUUUGUACAAGGAUGCUUUGAUAGGAAAUCCUGUAUGUAUUGAGAUAAUGUUCUCAGGAAAGAACCAAGUCCGUCUUGACAACUGAUCAUUUGUACUGACAUUACUUGAUCACAGAGAAGAGAAUAUAAUACAGCAAGGCUUUUCUUCUUUUUGUAUGGCAGGAAGGGAGUUUAGAAUAACACCCCUCACAUAUUGCAAGGUAGUGGGAUGGUAAGAAGGGUUACACCCUGCCAUGCAGUCAAUGAGCAUGAGAAGUGCCCCCUGCAUUCCCCAAUGUUGGCAUAGUAGAGUAUUUCCAUGUGAGGGGGGGAUCUCGGGAUAUUCGCUCUUGGAAUUUUACUUUUAGAAAUAUGGCAACCCUACAUGAAAGAGCCCUUUCUCACAUGUAUGGCUGAAGGGGAGGUGCUAGUCCACAUAAAUCCACAACCCCCUCUUGCAUUUCUUUAACUUUCAGAGUGGUUUCUUUCUCUGCAUAUAUCCAUAAACAUAUAUAACUUCUUGUUAUUUAGUCGUGUCCAACUCUUUGUUACCGCAUGGACCAGAGCACACCAGGCACUCCUGUCUUCCACUGCCUCCCGCAGUUUGGUCAAACUCAUGCUGGUAGCUUCAAGAACACUGUCCAACCAUCUCAUCCUCUGUCAUCCCCUUCUCCUUGUGCCCUCAAUCUUUCCCAACAUCAGGGUCUUUUCCAGGGAGUCUUUUCUUCCCAUGAGGUGGCCAAAAUAUUGGAGCCUCAGCUUCAGGAUCUGUCCUUCCAGUGAGCACUCAGGGCUGAUUUCCUUAAGAAUGGAUACGUCUGAUCUUCUUGCAGUCCAUGGGACUCUCAAGAGUCUCCUCCAGCACCAUAAUUCAAAAGCAUCAAUUCUUCGGCGCUCAAUCUUCUUUAUGGUCCAGCUCUCACUUCCCCUACAUCACUACUGGGAAAACCAUAGCUUUAACUAUAUGGACCUUUGUCAGCAAGAUGAUGUCUCUGCUUUUUAAGAUGCUGUCUAGGUUUGUCACUGCUUUUCUCCCAAGAAACAGGCAUAUAUAUAUAUAUAUAUAUAUAUAUAUAUAUAUAUAUAUAACUUAAUCUAACAGAAAUGUUAUCUGAUAUACUUAGGGGGUCCCUCAUUUGUUGUUCAGAUACAGAAAAGGAUUUUCUUGCUUUUCCUAGAGGUCUGAAAACUAAUAUUAAAAUAACUGGGCCCUUUUGUUUUUCUCUGCAGGUUCAUGUGUGCUCAGUUGCCCAAUCAGGUUCUGAAGAGCAUUAGCAUCAUAGACAGCCCCGGCAUUCUUUCAGGAGAGAAACAGCGAAUACGCAGAGGUGAGCUUGUUGCUUUGUUUUAUCUAUAGUAAAAUGUAUGUCCCACCCUUUCCCCAUCCCAGAGCGCUUAUAACAAACAAAACAACAUCAGGUUCUUAAUUAAAUAAGUAGUGCAGAAAAAUAAUUGCAGGGACUAGUGACCUGUUUUGCUGUACAGGCUAAUCCAGCUAAUCUCUUGAGUGCUUGCUCUAUCAGUUUGGCAACAGCAUGGUCCAGUAACAUUCCUGGAAGUCUCUGGUGCCUUGUUUUGAACUAAUGCCUGCUGAAUGGAUAGGGACCAGGUUUUAUUAAAUCCAUGUUUUGCGUUCUGUUGUGCAUGGGUUGGUAUUGCUUUCUAUAAGGUGAAAACUCACAGCCCUCAUCUUUAUACAACUAGAGUUCAUUUUUUCAAAGAGACAACAGAAUAUAUACUGGUAGCAGGAUAAAGGUCUGUUUCAAUGCUUGACCUCCCAGUUAUCAUAGUUCCUCCUCAUGGAGGCUUAUUCAAUGAUCCAGUUCACACGUCACAUUAAACCACAGUUCAAAACAAGCUGUGGUUUAAUGUGCAGUGCUACUCUUCCCCAACUCCUACAGCUGCUGGGAAUCAAGCUCUGGCUUGUUGUGAUGUCUGAAUGUGAGUUCAUGGUUUAUUUUUAUCAUCCUGACCCAACAAACCAAGCCCAUGGUUUAUUCUGUUUUGGAGAAGCACAAGAUAAAACUUGAAGUUUCUGUUCCCCUUGCAUUUUUGUCCAAUGUCAGGCUGGAGGAUAAUAUUAAUUUCAAAACUGAAGCAGAAUCUGUUGGAUUGUUAAAUGCAAGGGAGCUCUUAGAUGUCAACUCUGUGUGAAAGUUCACUAUUUUACUUGUUGGAUCAGUCUCUCUCUCUCUCUCUCUCUCUCUCUCACACACACACACACACACACACAGAGAGAGAGAGAGAGAGAGAGAGAGAGAAGCCUCAUUUUGCUUUCCAAAAUGAAAAUGUUUAUUUUAAAGACCACCCAGCUGCUUUCGUUGAGCACUUACAUAGUUAUCUUCUUCCUACCAUUUCCUCUUCUUGGCUGAUAUCUGAUUUGCCAGUGAUCUCAUAUAACAUCUCCAUCUGUCAGGAAAUCUCCUAAUCUAGGGUUCUUUCUCUCUCUCUCUCUCUCUCUCUCUGUGUGUGUGUGUGUGUGUGUGUUUUAGAAGGUCUGUUUCUUAAUUGACUUAAAAACAGUGACUACGUUGGAAGUGAUCCAGCCAAAAUUAAUGGCAAUUUUUAAAACAAAAUUCAAUAGGAGAACUAGGUGCAUAAUUAAAUAUUACUUUGAAAUUCUGUAAUAACUGAUGACAGAAUUUCUGUCAGAUAAAAGUUCUACAUUUUGUGAUUUAAAAUACCCUUUGCAUCAUCAAAGCUAGCAUGAACCUGCAAGAAGUCUCACUGAAUGUAUCUAAGGUAUCUUGAGUUUGCCCCAAUGCAACAUCUGAACUCGCUGUUUUCCCAAGCAUUGUAAAAUUAUGUCCAGACUCUUCUCAAAGUACCUAUGUUAGAAAAUUAAAAUUACUUCUAAAUAAUUCUAAGCAACGUCAGAUUUUAUACCCUCCCCUCUCUUUCCCCCCUUUCUCUUUCAGGCUAUGACUUCUGUCAGGUUCUGCAGUGGUUUGCUGAGCGUGUUGAUCGUAUCAUCCUCUUAUUUGAUGCCCACAAACUUGAUAUUUCUGACGAGUUCUCAGAAGCAAUCAAAGCGUUCCGGGGUCAGGAUGACAAGAUCCGGGUUGUGUUGAAUAAGGCUGACCAAGUAGACACCCAGCAGUUAAUGAGAGUCUAUGGAGCACUCAUGUGGUCUUUGGGGAAAGUGAUUAACACUCCAGAGGUGUUGCGUGUCUACAUUGGCUCUUUUUGGUCUCAGCCCCUGCAAAACUCAGAGAACCGAAAGCUGUUUGAGGUGGAAGCACAAGAUCUGUUCCAGGACAUCCAGAACCUACCACAAAAGGCUACAGUGAGAAAACUGAAUGACCUUAUCAAGAGAUCACGACUUGCAAAGGUAAAAUUGUGGGAUAAAGCUUGGCUUUCCUUGAGCACUUCUUGGUGAAGUGCCUUUUUUGUUAUCUUCUCCGCUUUCUGUGCAGCAGUGGACAGUCUCUGUAAAGUGAGUUGAGCUGACAGUAUUAAAUCAAGGUGAUUAUUGUUUUACUUUUAUGGGAGGAAAGGAAACAGGGACCUGUGGUCCUAUACUUGUUCAUAAAUGACUUGGAGUUAGGUAUGGACAGAAAAAGAUUGCUGAUGACAACAAUUUUUUCAGGUUGGAACUAAAAAAGGGAUUGCAGGGAACUCCAAAAGAUCUCUCCAAAUUGGGUGAAUGAACAUUAAAAUGGCAAAUGCCGUUUCAGUGUAAGCAGCUAUAAAGUUAUGCACAUUGGGGCAAAAAAUCCUAACCAUAUGUGGAGUCUGAACUGGUAGUGGUUUAGCACUAAAAAGAUCUUGAAGAUUCUAGUGGACACCCAGUGAAACUUCUGACCUAGUGUGCAACAGCUGUGAAAGAAAAGGACAGUUUCUCAACCCAUCUUCCUUCCUCCAAUCAUCAUCAGCCCCUCAAAAGCUCAUCCAGAGAGUCUGGGGCCCUCCUGAACUAUCUGGGAUGGGGUGGUGGUGAGGGCAUGGGAAACAUUCCUUUUAUAAACAUCCUUAUCUUAGGAUCAAAGUCCAAUUUUGGACAGUGCUCCCUACCCCACCCAGUCUCGUGGGGCUUGAGGGGGUGUUGUAGCUGACUGCAAGGGUGCGUGGAUGAGAGGUGAAACUUUGCUUCCUUGAACUUCCUUAGCUUAACAUAGAAUCUAAGCCAAACUGUUAAUUGUCUAAGUGGCAAACAGAGUUGAAAAGGAAGUUUGAAAUGACUUUAAAUGGAUUCCAGUCAAUACAGCAGUUCUUUUAGAGCACCACAUUCUUUCUUUCUUUUUGUGGGUGUUUGUUUUCUUUUAUAGAAAAGCAAAAGCAUUAUGUAGGUUCUCAUUUUGAUGUUGCCUUCGCCUCCUAAGCAUACUCUUGAAAUUCCUAUCAUGUUAGAAUAAUUGAGUAAGUCAGUUGUCAGCUCCCUAUCAACUUCAGGGUCUUAUCAGCCGCUCUGGUAUUCCUUGUGCGCAGUGUGAUAAGUCAUAUUUAAAUGCUUUGAAGGCUGAAAACCUCAUCUGCAAAAGCACAAUGGGGGCUUUGAAGAAAUGUAAUUGGUUAAAUGAGACAGGGGGAAAUACUAUUGAAGACAUUCAGCAUUUGACUUCCCAUACUCCAUGCAUCAAAAUCUUGUCAUUCUAUCAUGGAUCACAUUCAGUAAGAAUGUAGAAACCUGGUGGAUCAGUGUCAUAAUUUGCAUAAAAAUAAUAUACAGACACCAUGUUUUAAGCGCAUUUGCACAUACUUGAUCAAUACAUCCUAACUGGAUCCUCACCUUCAUUCUGUUACAGUAGCUCGCUCACAUCUUGCUUGCUUUCUCUGAUCUUUGCUUGGUUCUUCUCUAUGUUCCUUAUGUCUGUAUUUGUCUGUCUAUGUAGUUAAGUGCUUGAUGUUUCUGCUUCACAUUGUAUUAGAUGGGUGAUUAAGUGAUGGAUAGGAAGAAGGGUUGUAGGGUUUGUUCUUGCUAAAGUGACUAUUCAAUAAACUUUUAAAGUGAUUCAUUUCAAUCAGUUUACUGUUCAUACAGUUUACUGUAUGAUACAUAAAUAGUAGCUUAAUUUUUCAUAGACAGGAACUGCUCUGCUUUCCUCAUGGCAUCUCUUUGUGGUUGUCUUUAAAUACAGAGGCAGCAAAUAUAUAACACACACUUCUAUUUUGGUUUCAUUUAAUCGAUAUCAUUGGCCUUGCUCACAUGCCACUUUAAACCAUAGUUAAACUUAAGUAAGCUAUGGUCUGGCUUAGCAAUACCUGGGCAAUACCUGAACCUGGGCAAACAAACCAUAAGCAGAAAGCUAAGAACAAACCUUGGUUACAGCUUGUGGUUUGUUUGGAGAAAGACAAAUCACAAGCCCAGCUUUGGGUGUAACACUAAACCUGACCAUGGCUAGUUUCCUGGCUGUCUAGCAGCAGCAGGGAAGGAGUGAAAGGCGUGUGGCUUUAGCCCCAUGCACAACUAAGUUUAACUAUGGUUUAAAACUGAUGUCAAAACCAGACAUUUUAACUGAUAGAUUUGUAAUUUUUUGGAGGGGGAUGACAAUGACCACAUAGGUUAAAUUCAUAAAAGUUUAUGAGCAAAUAAUAUGCUUUCCGUUAAGGAGGCCCUAGCUUUCUUUAACGUAGUCAUUAUCUGCCAUCUCAGCCACCUGUAUUUGCACUAAGCUGCAAAGCGACAUCUCAGUAGUUUUCCUGGCUACCACUUUUUUCUCUCUUUCUUCAAGAGACAGAAUGUUAUAAUCCCUUUUUUUCUUCUUUUGGAGUUUUUGCAAAGCUAAAAUGAGUGUGUCAGUUAUAUGGAAUAUUUAGUAUUUGUGCAUUUUUUACAAUACAACAAACAUUAAACUGGUGUCUCUUGAGGGUUUUUCUUGUUCACAUCUGUUGUAAGGUAGGAGGCAUGGAAAUCACUGCUAACUUGAAUCGCCUGCUGUUCUGUUUUAGGUACAUGCUUAUAUCAUUAGUCACCUGAAGAAGGAAAUGCCUUCAGUAUUUGGAAAAGAAAAUAAGAAGAAAGAACUAAUCAACAAGCUACCUGAGAUUUAUAUUCAGUUGCAGCAACAGUACCAGAUCUCUCCAGGGGACUUCCCUGAUGUCAAGAAAAUGCAGGUACAGUACCUCAACAUAUGGAUAGUUUGUUUAUCUCUAAUUAUUUCAAUCACAGCUUUAUCAUAAAAAGUCUACCAAAAAAACAACAGCUUUAUCUAUUGUAUAAGGAAAUCAGACACUUAAUUUGUUUAUUCAGUACAUUUAUUUCCUGCCUUUCAAGGUGUCAUGCAUAGUUAUCCCCUACUCCUUUUUUUAAUCCUCACAGAUAAUAGGUAACCUCGUAGUUGAAUCUGGCUCGAAAUUAGAACCAUGUAGAAGGCACAUCAGUGGGAUUACUAAUAAGGCAUUGCUCAAAAAUGGCUGUUUCAGGUUUCAUAAGCCUGGACUACACAUGAGCCAAGCUACACAUGAUCCUGAGUUGCAUAUAGUUUUUUGCCUUGAAGUGGGAUUUUUUACUUUACAAAUCUAUCUUGUGGUGGUGGUGUCUUUAUGUGAAACCGAAGUUCUGUGCAGAGGGAGGAGGGGGAAGGCUUUAAAAGCUCCCAUCUCCAGUGUUUUUUCCCCUGGGAUCUCAAGAGGUAGUGGGGGAAAUCAAAACCCUGUAGGUGCAGAUACCAGUACCCCCUCCCUGGGGGACUUUGGGGGAGAGAGUUACUGAAAGAGUAAGGGGUCAAAAGCCCCAUUCCCCAUACUGGUCUUCUACUUGAUAUUGUAGCCUCUGCAGCUGCAUUUGGUGGUGUUGGGGCUUAUGGCAGAACUUCCAAGUUUGGCGUUGAAAGGUAUGUAGAUUAUGAGAAUGUCACCAGAAAGUUAGUCAUAUCUCUGUUUCUCUUCAAGUUGCUCAAUACCCUUCUGAAACAGAGAACAGCUGAGACAAUUGAGAAAUGAGUUGCUAACUGAAACUGUCACUCCAUGAACAAACACAAAAAGGUGUAUCUUUAAGAAUAUCAUCCAGUAAUUAAGGCUGACUACACAGCCAUUGUUGUGGCUGUAUUGUGGUAAGCUGAAUUUUUUGCAGGCUAUCCCAGAGUGGCAAGAUUCUCUUUGGAUUCACAUGCAGGCACCUCUUCAGAUCAUAAUUUGGCCACAAACUGGAAGCCAUUUGAAAUGUGUGUUAUGACAAGCUGUGACUUACACUAGAUGAUUCCACUGUGCCAGAACUGCCUGGAAACAUCAAUUUAGGGUGAUUUUGUUAUGCAAGAACAACCCAGUCAGACCCUAAGAGAGCCUCUUUUGUAAAGUAAAUAGAUAAGUAGGGGUGCAAUAUAAGAACAGCCCUGCUAGAUCAGACCAAAGGUCCAUCUAGCCCCAACUCCCUGUGCUCACAGUGAUCAAGCAACUGCCUAUGGGAAGCCUACAAGGAAGGCAUGAGUAUAAUAGCACUAUCUGCUUAUGAUCCCCAGGACAAUAUUUAAAGGCAUCUUGUCUUGGUUCUGGGAGUAGUCCAUGGAUGGCCAUCAUGACUAGUAGCCAUUGAUAACCUGAGCCUUUGUGAAUUUAUCUAGUCCCCUUUUAAAGCUUCCCAAGUUUGUUGCCAUCUCCACAUCUUGCACAAGCAAAUUCCAUAGUUUAAAUGUGCACUAUGUGAAGAAGUAUUAUAUCUGUGUCUUUGCUGGUACAGGGUAAAGGUUUGUAAGUACACAGUCUUACUGUCAACACUCCGUUGUUUCUCUUCAAGUACCUUGGCUUCCUUCUAUCUAAAGCAUUUCACAGAACUAUAUUUUUGUGUUGUUUUUCUAUGGUGCAGCCUGGGUAACUAUAAACAUGAACACGGCUUCCUAAAUUGAAGGCUUCUUUCAUGCAACAUUCAUUCUGGAAUCAUCCAUAUUCACACUUGACAGAUGCCAAGAAUUUUAUCAAGGAAUUGUUGAACAGUGUUCUUACUUGCAAUCAUUUCUUUUUCCAUUUCACAGGAGCAGUUGGAGAAAUACGACUUCACCAAAUUCCAUUCUCUGAAGCCAAAGCUGAUUGAAGCUGUAGAUAAUAUGCUGGCAAACAAAGUUGCCUACCUCAUGACUCUGGUGAGCCAGGAAGAGCGUAACACGCCUGCGCAGAAGGUUCAAGGUGGGGCGUUUGAUGGCACCACAGUAGGACCAUUUGACCAGGGCUAUGGGGAAGGUGCCAAGGAAGGAGCCGACGAGGAGGAGUGGAUUGUUGCCAAAGAUAAACCUAUAUAUGAUGAAAUCUUUUACACUCUCUCGCCAGUCAAUGGUAGAGUCUCUGGGGCCAAUGCAAAGAAGGAAAUGUUGACCUCCAAACUGCCCAACAGUGUCCUGGGAAAAAUCUGGAAGCUUGCUGACUGUGAUAACGAUGGCAUGUUGGAUGAGGAGGAAUUUGCAUUAGCAAAGCAUCUUAUCAAGAUAAAACUGGAGGGAUAUGAACUCCCCAGUAGCUUGCCUGUCCAUCUGGUACCUCCAUCGCAUAGAAAACCUUUGCGUGGGGCACAGUGAUAAACGCAUUCUAAAAAUGUUAAAAGUUCAGUACCUGUUACAGUUAAAGAUUGUAUAACACACUUGAAGGUAGGGUUCUUGUCAAGCAUUUUAGGGCCACUUCAAACAUUGAAUCUGUCCUGUAUGGAUACCACUUGCACACGAUAAAGCACAGAAGCUGUCUUGUACCUCAUGCACUGGGGAGCGAUGCUUAGUGGCAGUUCUCUCAUAUGUGCAUUUGUCCAACAUGUAUAUCUUGUAAAAUAAACACAUGUAUAGUCAUGGCAUGUGUCAUGACAGGCUCCAUAUGCUUUCUGGCAUUUGAAGUGGCCCUCAGUUAGAUGCUGCAUUCUGUGCACAUUACAGGAACUGGCAACAUAGCACAGGGAUAAACCUAUGUUAAUAGAUCUGAAGGCCCCUCAGUAAAAGGACAGCAGGGGGAGUGUUUCCUACAAGUGCCUUUGAAAAUUACCUUCUGGUUUUUGUGGGUAAGGUUUUUGACAUUUUUUUCCACUGUGUUUACAAUCAAAAUACUAAACUGGGAUUGAGCAGAUGUAAAAAUAGUUGCAACUAUAUACUAAACAAUACUUUGAUAACACAAUGCAAAACUACCUUUAUUCUUCAAAAGGAAAUCUAACAUUUUACACUUCCAAGGAGGCAGGAAUUUGUUCACUAAUGAUACUUGAAAAGAAAAUCCACCUUCUGCAAUUCCAUUUAGAGAUUGUAAGAAUGCGCUUCAGUUCAGUUUUUUUUUUUGUUUUAGCCAAAAAUUAAAGGCCUGUCUUGGACUAGGCUUCUUUACAAAGUCGUAUUUGUUUGGGGAAGGAGAAAAGGGGAACGUAUGCAUGGAAAGAGCUUUCAUAAGAAUAUGUAAUUGUAUUUAGAAAAUCAACAAAUUACUAUAUUUGAAAGUUAUAUAUAUUUAAAUUGACAUUUUAAAAAUCUUACUGCUCUUUAGCUACUGUUGAGGUUAUCACUGUUGUCUCUGUAUAAGUAGAAUAUAUAUGAAGAGCCCUGCUGGAUCAGGCCAAGGGUCCAACAGUGGAACCCAGUGUCAGGACAUGAAGGCAAUAGUCUCCGCAUUGUUUACCUUCACAUCUGCUAGUUGGAGGUGUGCUGUUCCUAAACAUGGAGAUUCUUUUUUAGCAUCAUGCCUGCUAGAUAGAACUAGUCUCUAUUUAUCUUAGGCAUUUUUCAAGCUAUCAAAUACAGAGGCCUUUGCCACAUCUUGUGGAAAUGAAUUCCAUAAGUUAAUUUUUGUUGUAAUACUGUGAAGCCCCUGGUAGUUGGUUGGUUGUUUUUUUUAAGAAAAAGAAUAAUGUGCAUUAUAUACAAAUAUUGACACCUCUGUUCACUGCAAUGAUGAUUUGCAAAAGUCCAUUUGGAGGGCUUAAUCCCAAAGUACGACUUGGCUGAAAACACACCUACAUACGUGACAGAGCUACUUUGCAGAAUAUAUAUAUAUAUAUAUAUAUAUAUAUAUAUAUGCACUUGUGUCAGUAGAGGGUGAGGUGACAAAUUAGUUGAUUAUAGUUUGCACAGGUUAAAGCAGUUUGAUCUACUAAUUCUAAGGCUUUAUUUUUAACAUCCACAGGAAACCUUCCAGUAUAUAACCUACAAAGCUAGAUUAUGACUGCCUUGUGGCAUGAAACCUGUACAGUGAAUGCAUCAAGGGAGGGCUACAGCAGUCUAGCCAAAAGGCCUGUAGGUGUCCUUUCAUGAAAGACAGAGCAAAUGAGUCAGUUUCUCCUGUUGCAUCAGCAAAGUACUAUUGAUUGACUUAAUCACUUAUGCUAUCACCUGUGGACUCAGUCGGAGCAACAAAUGAUGUCACCCAGAAAUCUUUACACUUUAUAUGAAACUGCCUUAUACAUAUUACUGGUCCAUCUGUCUUAGUAUUAUCUACUGUUAUCUAUUCUGGCACUCCAGGGUCUGGGGCAGGGUCUUUCCCAAACUAGUAACUUCAGAUCUUUCUAAACUGAGUUGUCAGGGAUUAAACUUUGGACCUGCUUAAAAAACAGAAGGCCCCUCCAUGUGUUAUGUGGAGAUCAGCCUAUCCCUAUACAGUAGCUCAGAAACUUAAGACUGAUGCAGUCAUUAUCUUAGUGCAUCCUUUUAAUGCUAUAGUUCAGUGAGAAAUCAAUUAACAAACUAACAGCUCUAUUCCUACUGUUACUAGGUUUGUGUGUAUUUGUUUACAGGCACAGACAUCACUCCGGAUAAGUAGCAUAGGCUAACUUAGUGUUGUUCUUGCUUUCUGGGGCUUAUGGUUUUCAAAAUAGUUGAUUUUUUUUUUGGCCAGGAUUGUGUUUGGAUAGGGGAAAGAAUGGGGAGGGUUAUGGGGGAGGGGGGGAAGGAAGGAAAGAAGACAAAUGAGUCAAGAGGCCAGACUUCAGGAAGAAGUUUGUUUAUGUUCUUGUUGCACCUUGAGUCUUUACCUGCUCCUUUGUGUUUAUUUCUUUGACAAUGCUUUAUUACCUUUUCAAAAGAAAACUGAAGUCACUGGAUGCUAGAAGAUAAGAUACUGCAAGAUCAGAUUUUAUCUGUUGCAUCACAUGUAGGCAGAAUAUAUUUUUUCUGUUGCAGCUCAGAAAUCCAAUUUCACUCGUAUUUAAUUGACCUCACGUUCUGGAGAAAAGUGUCUCUCUCUUGCUGCACUGUCUUUCUCUAGAACAGUUGUUAGUAUUUAUCUAAGCAUCUGCUUUUCUUGUGCAAUUUCCUCAGAUCUUUGUUUCUCCCCACCAUGAAAUCAUUUUUCCUGUUAUUUAUUAUCCUGCAGUGAUUUUAGAGGUUUUGUAACUGAAAUGUGCUGCAAUUUCAGCCGGCUAAGUCGAAACAACCAUCUUUUUGUCAGCUACAGUGUCAGAAUUUUUGAAUGACUUUUAAACGUGGUAGAGUUGCGGUUUUAAGUAAAGGCACACAAAUAAUGAAACUUGUUUGCUUGUUUUGGCUAUGAUCCUUAUUAUUUCAAGAACCCAAAGUUUUGAUCCAUGAGCCUCUUCAUGCGGCUUCAUACUUGGUGUAAGAAUCAGUGGAAUAUGAAACAUGACUGAUCUGGACAUCUUUUUUCAUGCUUCUAGAGUCUUUUGUGAGUUGCCCUUAUGCAAAUCUCCCUUGUGGCGAGCUGCAUCCUACAUUUAUAACACACACUGCAAUGUAAUGCAGCCUAAUCCUUAGUUUCCAAAGCUAGGCUAGUUGGGCAGCACAGCAUGGCCAUUAACAGAACCCCUUAUGGGUGAGUGUGUUUUUCUGAACUAAAGGAUUGCUAAAUUGGCUAUUGGAUCCAUAGAGGCCACAGCCCAAAAGGGAGAGCGCUUCUACUUACACUAGAAGGAAUACAAUAAUUGUUGGAGGGGGCCUUGUAUGCCAUGUAGUGCUGGAUGCAGGACAUCCAGAUGUGGAACAUCUGCAACUGAUGGUGGACCAGCCACUGCACCCAGCAAGGGAGAGCUGAUCCCUAGAAAAAUGGUUCUGUGAAAUCCCAUCCAGCAGAACUCCGCCUUUCUGAAAAUAAAUGAUGACAUGCAUUUGGGGUUUUUCUUUCUGCUGGGGUAUUUCAGAAACAUAAAACUUGAUACUGAAUUGGAAACUAGCUACUCACAAAUGACAUGUUUCCGCAUGUUUCCAGGAUAUAUGUGGCCUAGAAGUUUUGAAAAGAUGUAAAAUCUGGAUUUAGAAAAGAAUCGUUCUUUCUUCAACUCCUUUUCAUUAUCACUCAAAUAUUGUCAUCUUCAUUAUACCUGUUUGUAAUUAGUUUUAUUUCCAUAGUCUAAUAGUUAUAAACAUCCUCAAGGAUAUGAACCACUUUAUUUAAUCAGAGUCUCUAUACCAUUAUUGUUACAUAUUUAUAGAUCCAAGAUCAGGUCACUUAAAAAAUAAAUAACAAUGAUUGACCAAUCCUUAUAUUACUGUGAAAUAUUUCAAGUGUCAUCAAGAGAAUAUAUAUUAUUGCUUUUUGUUUGCUAAGGUUCAAAUAACAAAACUCUUGGUAGAAAUAUUGAUUUUUCUCCCCAAGAGCUUAAAUUCAUUGGUGUUGCACUUUGAUUAUCUGCAUGAAUCAUUACAGACGCUGUAAUAUAUUUUUGUAUAUGUUUAUAAGAUUUCUCCUUUUUGUGUGUAACGAUUCUGGGAAAUAAAAUUCGCUGUUUAAUUAAAGUUA
Molecule: messenger RNA, 29178 nt
Organism: Podarcis lilfordi (Lilford's wall lizard)
Lineage: Eukaryota; Metazoa; Chordata; Lepidosauria; Squamata; Lacertidae
Source: the annotation of a GenBank genome assembly